Molecule: messenger RNA, 2343 nt
Organism: Nestor notabilis (Kea)
Lineage: Eukaryota; Metazoa; Chordata; Aves; Psittaciformes; Psittacidae
Product: protein phosphatase 1 regulatory subunit 12B-like
Exons: 18
Biological process (GO): signal transduction
Cellular component (GO): cytoplasm; Z disc; A band
Molecular function (GO): enzyme inhibitor activity; phosphatase regulator activity; protein binding
Source: RefSeq, a predicted model, not a curated record
AUAGAUGAGAACCUGGACAUGGUAAAGUUCCUUGUAGAAAAUGGAGCUGAUGUCAACCAGCAAGACAACGAGGGCUGGACCCCUCUUCAUGCCGUGGCAUCAUGUGGCUAUCUGAACAUAGCAGAGUUCUUAAUUAGUCAUGGAGCCAAUGUGGCAGCUGUGAACAGUGAAGGUGAGGUCCCAUCAGACAUCGCAGAGGAAGCAGCCAUGAAGGACCUGCUUCUGGAACAAGUGAAGAAACAAGGUGUAGACAUAGACCUGGCAAGAAAAGAAGAGGAGCAGCAGAUGCUGCAGGAUGCCCGACAGUGGCUGAACAGUGGGAGGAUUGAAGAUCCAAAGCAGCCUCGCACGGGCGCCACGGCUCUUCACGUCGCUGCAGCAAAGGGCUAUUCUGAAGUCAUGAGGCUCUUGAUCCAGGCUGGGUUUAACUUGAAUGUCCAGGACAAUGAUGGGUGGACACCGCUCCAUGCUGCGGCGCACUGGGGAGUGAAGGAAGCCUGCUCCAUCCUGGCUGAGGCCCUGUGUGAUAUGGACAUCAGGAACAAGCUGGGCCAGACACCGUUCGACGUGGCUGAUGAGGGCCUGGUGGAGCAUUUAGAAAUGCUGCAGAAGAAACAGACUGUGUUGCGAAGUGAGAAGGAGACGAGGAAUAAGCUGAUUGAAGCUGACAUGAAUGGCAAGCCUCAAAGCAGACUCUUCCCCAACAAGGAGAAGAUUCUUUAUGAGGAAGACACACUGAAGUCCAUGGAGAUGGAGGAAGAGAACAAGGACUCUAGCAGUUCUAGUUCUGAAGAGGAGGAGGAAGCUGAAGAUGAAGUUUCAGAAUCAGAUGCUGAAAAGGAAUCAGAAAGGAAGGAAGAGCCCUUUGCCAACCACUCCAGCCAUGAAACCAGGCCUAGCAUCACUGAGCAAAUACCACCACCUGAGCCCAACUCCUUCACUGCAUCUGCCAGAAGAUUCAGUUGGCUCAGCAAGGCCGAGGAGCAGAAGGACGAGUCGCCUUCGUCGUGGCGGCUGGGGCUGCGGAAGACGGGCAGUCACAACAUGCUGAGUGAAGUUGCUGCUACUCGGGAGGCACAAAGAGAUAAAACUGCUUCUAUCUAUCGUUCUUCCUCGAGCCCUCGCAUAUCUGCACUGCUGGACAACAAAGAAAAGGAUAAAGACAACAAGAGCUAUUUUGCCACAAUAGCCCCCAGAAGACUAAGCAGUACGAGUGAUAUAGAAGAGAAAGAAAACAGGGAAUCAGCUGUGAACCUGGUGCGGAGCGGCUCCUACACCCGGCAGCCGUGGAGGGAUGAGCCAAAGGGAAACGAAGCUCCUCAUUCUGGUGCACCUACUACCUACGUGUCUACUUACUUGAAAAGUGCUUCAUUUGGUAGAAGUAGUGACCUCAACAGUCCCUACAUUUCAGCCAGUCGCAAUACAUCUCUAGCUACCUCACCCACUACCACUGGUUCAUCUACCUCACUGGGCACCCCGUGGCAACCUGUCUCUUCCUGCCCCACAUCUCUCGGUGUGAACACUACUGCAUCAGCCCGCCAGUAUACCAGAGCCCCUUUCAGGCAACAAACUGAUUCUGCUGUAGAGAAAAAUACAGAGGGCAUCUGUGCUAGCACCCCCCUAGGUGUAAUCACAAACCGUGCUGUACUCGGCUCUGCUAACGGUAUUGCGAAUGCCGGCGCUGCCUCAACCCCAGGGAAGGACUUCUCAGCUGAGGAAGCCAGGGAGCGCCGAAGGUCAUAUCUGACUCCGGUGCGGGAUGAGGAAGCGGAAUCCUUGAGGAAGGCACGAUCCAGGCAGGCCCGGCAGACCCGCAGGUCCACACAGGGGGUGACCCUGACAGACCUUCAGGAGGCCGAGAGAACCUUCAGCCGGUCCCGAGCAGAGCGGCAAGCGCAGGAGCAGCAGAGCGGGACAGCCGGGAGCACUGAGCCUGCUGAGGACAGCAGCGAGAGGCAGGAGACCCGCUCGCGGUGGAGCAGGAAUACAGAUGAGGAGACCGUCUAUCGGCGAUUAAGGUGCCCAGUGCAACCAGACAAACCUACGACAACACCUUUAUCUCCUUCAACAUCAGCACCUCUCCUCUAUACAAGUUCAUACCUGACUCGAGCAAAUAAGUAUCUAGGUCUUGACCCUGUGAACCCAGCAGACUUCAGAGGUGCAGCCACAGAGAUGGAGAAGAAUGAGUGUGAAGAUCAGGAUUUGGAUGACAGAUCUCCCAACAAACAGUCGAUCCGGGAGAGGCGGCGGCCAAAAGAGAGGCGAAGAGGCACCGGCAUCAUUUUCUCAACAAAAGAUGAUGAUGAUGAAGUUGAUGGAAAUGAGGAAGUGAAGGAAACUCGG